AUGUAUCUAAAAAACAUAACGGCCCACUUACCCCGCGCCACCCAGAAGAUUUCAGUGGAGUUGGCCUCUGGCACAACAGUCAUUGGUCGUUCCGGUCAGGGCAUUGAAACCUUCAACGGCAUCCCCUACGCCGAUCCCCCUGUGGGACCGCUACGCUUCAAGCCCCCGCAAAAGAUCUCUCGGAAGCUGGAGCCCGUCGACGCCACGGGCAUCGCCCCGUCCUGCCCACAAAUGCUCAUCUCCAACGCCACCAAGACGGCGCUGGGGAGAAUCGCGAGCAGCCUCAUCGACCUGCCCGUGCUCAGGGACGUGCUCCGCGGCCAGGAGGACUGCCUGACCGUCUCGGUGCAGCGCCCGGCCGGCACGCGGCCCGACACGAAGCUUCCCGUGCUGUUCUGGAUCUUUGGGGGCGGCUUCGAGCUCGGCGGCAGCAACACGUACGACGCGACGUCCCUUCUGGCAGCCGCGGUCGGCGAUGGCAUGCCGUUUGUCUACGUGGCCGUCAACUACCGCGUGGGCGGCUUCGGGUUCCUGCCCGGCGCGGAAAUUCACAGGGACGGAAGCGCGAAUGCGGGAUUGCUCGACCAGAGGAUGGCGCUCGAGUGGGUGGCGGACAAUGUGGCGUACUUUGGCGGCGAUCCGGACAAAGUGACGCUCUGGGGAGAGUCGGCAGGUUCCUUCUCCGUCGCCCAUCAAAUGGUCCUGUUUGGCGGCAGCGCGACGUACAAGGGAAAGCCUCUCUUCCGCGGUGCCCUCAUGGACUCUGGGAGCUUCAUGCCGGCCGAUGCCAUAGACUGUCCCAAGGGUCAGGCUGUGUACAACGCUGUUGUCCGAGCCGCUGGCUGCGCCGGUGCGGACGAUACCCUGGCGUGCCUCCGGUCGCUCGACUACGGCGCAUUUUACGAGGCGGCCACGUCUGUGCCGAGCUGGCUCUCUUUUAGCUCGACUGCGCUAUCGUAUCUGCCGCGGCCGGACGGAAACGUGCUGCCGGCAAGCGCAGAGGAUCUCGUAGCGGCUGGACGGUACCAUGCCGUGCCGCUCAUCAACGGCGACCAGGAGGACGAGGGGACGCUGUUCUCGCUGUUCCAGCAGAGCAUCAAGACGGACGAUGAUCUGGUCGACUACUUCUCGACGCUGUACUUUCAAAACGCAACCAAGGACCAGCUGCGGUCGCUUGUGGAUAUGUACCCCAGCGACUUUGACGGGAGCCCUUUCCGCACGGGCUCGCUGAAUGUCCUGUAUCCCAACUUCAAGCGCAUCGCGGCCAUGAUUGGCGACCUGGUCUUUACGCUCCCGCGGCGCCAAUUUCUCGAGCUGGCGACGCACGCCAAUCCGGACGUGCCCACGUGGUCCUAUCUGUCCUCGUACGCGUUUGGUCUCCCCGUGCUCGGGACGUUCCACGCCUCGGAUCUCGUGCAGGUCUUUUACGGCGUGCCGACGACGCACGCGACGCUGAGCUGCCGCCGCUACUACUUCAACUUUAUAUACGACUUGGAUCCGAAUAAGGGAAAGGGCGGGUAUUCUCACUGGCCGAUGUGGAAGGAGAAACGGACGCUCAUGUGGUUCAAGACGCAGUUCAGCAACGACUAUCUGACGGAUGACUUUCGGAGCGAUGCGUAUGCCGUCUUUCGCAAGCUGGGGAGCGUGUUGCGUUUGUAA
Molecule: messenger RNA, 1659 nt
Organism: Cordyceps militaris CM01
Lineage: Eukaryota; Fungi; Ascomycota; Sordariomycetes; Hypocreales; Cordycipitaceae
Product: lipase 3 precursor
Exons: 2
Coding region: 1-1659 (552 amino acids)
Source: RefSeq, a predicted model, not a curated record